AUGGGCGAGAAGACAAGACUCCAAAUGUUAAUGUGGCCGCGUGCGCGUCAGAGUCGCCGCCAGCUGAGACAAAUCACGCUUGUCCUAGGACUCGUUUUGGCCUUCUACUGUCUCGUAUUUGUCUGGCACCGGCCAGCAUCCAAACUGCAGAGGACGCGCCCGCUGCCGCCACAGAUCCUCAACAACCUGUCUCUUGACGCAGAGCAGUGCGGGGCCUAUUUCCCGGGGCUCACCCAGGAAAUUGACGAUGUCGUGGCCCAGGGGCCGUUCCAAGUGAAGCAGACAGGCGACUUGGGGCCGCUGCAGGGGAGGAUCAAGGACGGACGAAUAUACAUAAUCCACGCCCAGCGCAAAUCCGACCUCUCCCAAGAGAUGCUGAACUCCCGGACCGCCUCCCUGCACCAACUCCACCGCGCCCUCAUCACCUCGCCCUCGCCGCUCCCAGACACCAUCUUCACGCUCAACUUCCAAGACCAGCCCUUCGGCACAGCCUGGGCCUACAGCCGACACGCCGACCCGGCCUUCGGCUCCUCCUCUUCCUCCUCCUCCACCUCCAAAAACGACCCCAACAAGCGCUCGUUCCUGAUGCCACACUUUUCCUUUUGGGCGUGGGACCUGCCCUUCAUCGGCUCCAUGUCCCGCGCGGCGCAAGCCAUCUCCGAGCUCGAAGCUUCGUACGGAUACCUCGACUCCCCCGGAAAAAAAUCAAAAUGGCACGCCAAGAUCGCCAAGGCCGUCUGGCGCGGCACGACAUGGUUCAACAGCGUGCACAGCCCACGGAUGCGACAGGACCUGGUGAGGGCGGCGAAGAAUCAGCCGUGGGCCGACGUUGAGGCGCUCGACUGGACGGGCGGGGCGGAGCACAACGCCAGCAACGCGCUGCCCAUUGAGGAGUUUUGCCGGUACAAGUACGUCGUGCACACCGAGGGGAUCGCGUACAGCGGCCGAUUCCAAUUCCUGCAGAUGUGCGCCAGCGUCGUGCUCACGCCGCCCAUCAUGUGGAUGCAGCAUGUCACGCACCUUGUGAGGCCCGUGCUCUCGAGCGAGUUGGACGGGAUCGGGGGGAAGCGGUGGACACCGACUGAGAAAGUGAGGAGGGCGUGGCCGGUCGGGUACAGGCCUGAGGAGGCGAAUAUGGUGUUUGUCUCGCCGGACUGGUCGGAUUUGGGUGAGACGGUGGUCUGGUUGGAGGCGCAUCCUGAAAUUGCGGAGGGGAUUGCGAGGCGGCAGCGGGAUUUGUUUGUUGGGGGUGGGUAUCUCAGCCCGGCGGCUGAGACGUGCUAUUGGCGUGCGUUGGUGAGGGGGUGGGCGAAGAUGGCGAGGACCGAAGGCCAGGGUUGGGAGGAGACCGAAGGGAUCCCGUUCGAGACGUUUAGCCUGACAAAUACUGUGUGA
Messenger RNA from Parathielavia appendiculata, 1395 nucleotides. RefSeq lists its product as uncharacterized. The record is from RefSeq and is a predicted model, not a curated record. NCBI's taxonomy places the organism in Eukaryota, Fungi, Ascomycota, Sordariomycetes, Sordariales, Chaetomiaceae. The transcript has 3 exons. Bases 1 to 1395 code for a protein of 464 amino acids.